Molecule: messenger RNA, 2700 nt
Organism: Aspergillus terreus NIH2624
Lineage: Eukaryota; Fungi; Ascomycota; Eurotiomycetes; Eurotiales; Aspergillaceae
Product: VAC14 family protein
Exons: 9
Coding region: 1-2700 (899 amino acids)
Biological process (GO): phosphatidylinositol biosynthetic process; positive regulation of kinase activity
Cellular component (GO): PAS complex; endosome membrane; fungal-type vacuole membrane
Source: RefSeq, a predicted model, not a curated record
AUGGACCAUUCAAUUCAGCGUCUGCUGAACGAUAAACUCUAUGACCGGAGGAAGCAGGGGGCCUUGGAGCUGGAAAAAGUUGUCCGAGAUGCUGCAUACAAGGGCGAUCACGAGGAAAUCCAGAAAAUAGUCGACCAGCUUUGUCAUGACUAUGCCUACGCGGUUCACCAGCCCCAUGCGAGGAACGGGGGCUUGAUCGGUCUGGCUGCGGCUUCCAUAGCUCUGGGAUCUGAAGGGGUUGCGCCGUAUCUCAAGGAAAUCGUGCCGCCGGUCCUGGCGUGCUUUUCCGAUCAAGAUGCUCGGGUACGAUACUACGCAUGUGAAAGCAUGUACAACAUCGCCAAAGUUGCGAAGGGGGAGGUUCUACUCUUUUUCAACGAGAUAUUUGAUGCGCUGAGCAAAUUGGCGUCAGACUCGGAGCUAUCAGUUAAAAACGGCGCGGAACUCCUCGACAGGCUUGUGAAGGAUAUUGUUUCGGAAUCGGCGGCCUCGUAUAUCUCUGUCCUGCAGCUUUCGGAGAAGCAGGCGUCCGACCCUGAAGCGUUGGAUAAUGCAGAGCUGCCCACCGCUUUCUCCCUCUCGGCGUUCAUUCCGCUGCUGAAGGAGCGCAUCCACGUCAUCAGUGCAUACACCCGCAUGUUUCUGGUUUCGUGGCUGACCCUACUGGACACUAUCCCUGAUCUCGAACUCGUCACAUAUCUUCCCGAAUUUCUGGGCGGAUUGAUCAAAUUCCUCGGCGACCCGAAUCGUGAUGUCAACGUAGCCACGCAAGGUCUCCUUGACAGGUUUCUAUCCGAGAUUAAACGAAUUGCUCGGCUUAAGAAGGGGAUCGACGGCAGCCGAAAAGAUCAGGGCAGCGAUAAUAAGCAGUCGAUCGGAAGCGACGCUGUCAGCACCACUACGGUGGGUGCCGAAACUGAAGAGGACAACGAAAAUGCUGUGGAAGACUCAGAGGCAGGAUCUGUGUCUGAGGGCGAGGUCCUGCGAGCCGACGAUGAUUGGAUUCCGGGCCAGGAUGUUCAGAUCGAUUAUCCAAGGAUUCUAGAUAUCCUCGUGGGUUUCGUGGACACCUCCUUUGAUGAGGAGAUGCAGUUGACUGCACUGCGCUGGAUUGACAGUUUCUUCGAGAUCAGUCCGGAAGACAUUCUUCCCUUUGUUCCACGCCUCCUGACCCAAGUUCUUCCGGCGAUGUCCAGUGGUUCGGACCAAGUGCGACAGGCCGCAAACCGGGUCAACACCUCUUUGUUGGAGUAUAUCGUCUCAUUGUCUGAGGAUACAUCCGACGAUACGAGGCAAGCUGCAUCCUCAAAGACUACACCCACUACGAGCCGGGAUUUCACCGAGGGACGUGCCCCGACACCCAGUAGUAAGGCGGACACGUCACCGAGCGUAUCCAGAAAGCAGUCACUGCACGAACCUUCAACCGAGCAAACACCAAGAAGCAGUAUUAUCUCCGCAGCAGUGCCGCCCGCGGAUCUAGAUUAUGCUGCGGCGGUCAACUCUCUCACUCUGCAGUUUCUCAACGAGAACGAAGCAACUAGAGUUGCCGCCCUCUCAUGGCUUAUUAUGCUUCAUCGCAAGGCCCCGAAGAAAGUGGUUGCCUUCAAUGACGGGACAUUUCCCGCUCUUCUCAAGACGCUAUCGGAUCCAGCUGAGGCGGUGGUGACGAAGGACCUGCAGCUGCUAUCUCAGAUAUCGAGGAACAGCGAAGAUAGCUACUUCAAGUCUUUUAUGGUGAACUUGCUCCAGCUAUUCUCUACCGACAGGCAUCUACUCGAAGAUAUCGAGUUCGCUAGUAUCAUGGUCCAGAAUCUCAACAACAACCUGAUCACUGCACCAGAGCUGUCAGAGCUUCGAAAGCGUCUGAGAAAUCUAGACUCACGGGACGGCCAGACAUUCUUCGUCGCGUUGUUCCGAUCGUGGUGUCACAAUGCCGUAUCCACGUUCUCUCUCUGUCUCCUUGCACAGGCCUAUGAACAAGCAUACAACCUUCUCCAGGUGUUCGCCGAGCUCGAGAUGACCGUGAAUAUGUUGAUCCAAAUCGACAAACUAGUCCAGCUCCUCGAGUCACCAGUGUUCACCUGUUCGUCCACCCUCUUCACCCGAAUAUACAAUCCCCAUCUAACCAAUGUAGAUCUCCGACUCCAAUUACUCGAGCCCGAGAAAUACCCCUAUCUCUACAAAUGCCUCUACGGCGUGCUCAUGCUGCUCCCGCAAAGCUCCGCCUUCGCCGCGCUGAAGAACCGCCUCAACAGCGUCAGCAACAUCGGACUCCUUCACCCGGGGCCACGAGGCCAUCUACACAGGCCCGCAUCAAGCACCUAUGACCGCCCCAGCGGCACCCGCCUCAAACGCGACGAGAACUCCAUCCGCUGGGUCGAUCUCCUCGACAAGUUCAAAUCAGUGCAGGAAGCCGCACGCCGAUCGCAGCGCGCCUCGCAGCGCGCCCUAGAUGGGGACAUGACGGCCUUCCCGAUGGCGAUGUCCACUGCCGAUCACGCGCGUCCGCGAGACCGAAGCGUGCUUCCCGAUGCGCCGCGGACCGGGGUGCUCGGAAGCGGUGGCGGUGACGGGCGCGGUGGAGCGGCAGAGCCGGGGACCCAGAAGGGCGGUUCUCUACUCGGGACGGCGACGAAGCAGAAGUCCAGUCUGCCGAACUUGGGCCGGCUGGGGAUUGGGGGGAGGAAAUCGAAGCGGUGA